Meloidogyne enterolobii is the source of this 1180-nucleotide messenger RNA. The record is from the annotation of a GenBank genome assembly. Lineage: Eukaryota; Metazoa; Nematoda; Chromadorea; Rhabditida; Meloidogynidae.
UCUCGGCUAGGGUAUAGCUUAUCAACCCAUCAAAAAACAUUUUUGUCAUGUCUAAAAUGAUACGGCGAUACCUAAUAUCAAAAAAAGUGCUCAUACGGAUGGCAAGCUUUUUCCUCCAGAUUUGCAGACCCAUAAAAUUGAAAACUCGUCGAGAGGACCAAGCCGAUUUUUGGGGUCAAAAAUUCGAAUGUGGAAGUACUAGCUCAUUCGAAAGAGCUCAUCUGAUAUUUCACUCAUAAUCAGAGCAUUUAUUGCAUUCCAAAAACAUGUUUUUUCAUGGUGUAAUGGGCGAUGCUUUUACCGUGAUCUGGAUUUUUUAUUUUUUCUAUCUGCAAAUUUAUUUUCCGAAUCCAUAGACAGGCUCAUUUUUCAUAUUUUCUGAUCGUAGUUUAGCUUUUUUUUAUUGAUUUACCCCAUUGUUUUCGCCUUUAUAAUUCCCCUUUCAAUUUUACAGCUCUAUUAUGUAUCUGCUCCUCCAGGUCAGAAACAUCUUUUAAAACUUCCAACCAAUUGUAUUGACCAUACCGAAUAUGAAGCAAAAUUUUCUGUCCGUUUUGAUUCAAAAUAUGCCUUGGAAUGCUUUGAUUCUUUUUUGGUUGAACGUCGUAACAAAUGUGUUGAGAGACUAAAUGAAUGGGUUUUCUUUGACACAACAAAGAAUUCUAAAACUAGUAUUAUACACGGCCGAUUCGAAUAUAUUUUAGAAAGUAAAGGAAUUUGGCGCUGCUCUAAAAAUCCAAAUAAAUUGUAUAAAUGCAAUGGUUAUUUAAAAGAAUUUCAAAAGAAUUACAUUUUGUGUGCUGAUCACACGUGCGAUUUGAUAAAACGAUGGGGAUGUAUUGAUAAAAAUGUAAAACCAAAUCUUGGAAUGGAAAAUUCUGAUAAAUGUGUUUUUAUGGCUUGGGCGGAUGGUCCAGGAUUAACUGUUGGCGUACUUGGUCGCCCAAAUAAAUUUACCGUUGGAUAUACAAAAAAUUUUGGUGGUGGAAAAUUAACCGUAGCUAUUGAUGGGCCUAAAAAGGCUGAAGUUGGAACUGUACAGCAUCUAAAUGAAAGCAAUUAUCAAGUCGAAUACACAGUCCAUUCACCUGGUCUUUACACAAUCAAUGUUAAUUUUAUUGCUACUCCGAUCCUCGGAUCACCUUUUAAAGUGUUUGUGAAAGCUAAGAUUAAUCAAACA